AUGAAGAAUCUGAAACUUUCCCAGUCCCUAGUUAAUAAAUUAAUCUCUAAGGCUGAUGUUAAGUGUACCAAGAGUGCGGAGAAAUUAUUAUCUAAAUCGAUUGUGAUUUCUGUGGCAUUUUUAUCCAUGUGCAUUGACGAGUUAUCCGAUGAAAACUGCAAGGAAGAAGAUGUUCUUCAGGAAGUUUUGGUAGCUCUUGGAGUUCCAGUAACCCAUAAUGAUGUUCCCAGCUUGAGCCAAAAAUACUAA
This is a messenger RNA of Encephalitozoon intestinalis ATCC 50506, 249 nucleotides long. RefSeq lists its product as uncharacterized. Lineage: Eukaryota; Fungi; Microsporidia; Unikaryonidae. Bases 1 to 249 code for a protein of 82 amino acids. The transcript has a single exon. The record is from RefSeq and is a predicted model, not a curated record.